AUCUUAGUUUAACCUACCAAAGUUCGAAAACGUAUUCAAAUUCAAAGAACUGUGACUACAGUGCUGUUAGGAGUUUAGCCUAUUUCAUAUAAACAUGGUUAUUAUUGUUAUUACUCACUGAGAGUUGACUACUAAUCCUGUGGACGUUUAGUGCAUUGCCACCAGGCACAGGUGUUCAUUUUAUCUAUACAUAAAGAUAAUCUGUUUCGCGAUUACUAUAUGUACAUAAUUUUACAACAGCUGGUACUUUCCCCCCAUGUACAGCUAAAAGCGAACGUUUAUUUCUGUUAUGCAUUUCCUAAAUGAGUCAGGAGAUGGCGACAUACACCUUUAGAUUGUAUGGAGUAUUCUGAGACUGAUGCUGGGACAGGGUAGGUUAUAUUGCCUCAUAAUGACCAUCUUCCAUACAAUAUGUGUGUUUGCUUUGACGAUACACCGGAGUAUUUGCAGUUGUGGUGGGCUUCAAGAACUUUUGCUGGAACAAUUGAUUGCAGGCGCAUCUGUCGAUUGCAGUGUCCCAGCGCGCAAGAGAUGUGGUUCAUAGCCUCGGCCUGAGGGCAUUCGAGAGACUUUAGCGUGCACGGGGGCGGUAGUGGGAGGGAAGGAGCGGGGAAUCUGUACACCGCCGGCGUUGAACGCGGAGCCUGUUUGCCGCAUAUGCUGCAACAAUCCUGGACCUGCUGAACUGUCAGGACCCCCGUUAGUGGGCGUGGAGAGCAGAGCGAGCGGGAAGGAUCAGGUUUAUUGAUUUCAUUUUUAGUUAUCUCUCUAACAACAAAGACCUUUUGUGCCAUGAAUACAACUGUAAUUUAGUUCUAUAAAAUGAAAAUAAUGCAAGUCAAUUGUUACUCCCACAGUCUAAGUUAGGGGCGCAACAUAAAAAGUGUAGGUGUGAAUUCCCUCUCCCGUCCCAGCACCGACCAGACCAACAAAAUUUGUAUAAAAAACUUAACAUUUUUAUUUAAUAAACAGAAAAGAGAAGCAAUUCAGGUCUAUGGGAGGGGGUAGGCCAAAACAAACAAAGCACCGCAACCUAUUGAGGAAGGAAUAAAUAAAAAAAACCCUAACAAACCAAAAGCGCACAAUAACAACAAAAAUGUAACCCAGCUUCCUCCCUAACCAAGCACGGAAGAAAACGAAACAUUCAAAAGAAAUUGCUCCCGACUCCCUACUACAGCUUCCUUAUUUAAAGUUAAAGGGACGCCCAGAUUCUGCAUAGGACAGCGGACCUCAUGAACAGCACCCAGUCGUUCUCAUCGGCUUGACUCCAGUGCUGUGAUGGCUGAAGCGGGGGGUGUGGACUUUGGCCGCAAGUUUGUGUCAGAGUCGGAGAUCGAGGAGAAGAGGAAGAAGAGGCAGGAGGAGUGGGAGAAAGUCAGGAAACCUGAGGACCCCGAAGAGGCUCCAGAGGAGGAGUAUGAUGCCAGGUCUCUGUUUGAGCGACUUCAGGAGCAGAAAGACAAGAAGCAGGAAGAGUAUGAGGAGCAGUUCAAAUUCAAAAACAUGGUGAAGGGUCUGGACGAGGAUGAGAGCCACUUCCUGGACGAGGUCUCCAGGCAGCAGUCUCUGGUGGAGAAGCAGCGGAGAGACGAGGAGAUGCAGGAGCUGAAGGAGUACAGAAACGCCCGGAGCAGGCUCACGGCCCACAGCGAGAGCCGGAAGGAGCCGGAAAAGCGGGCGGCCCCCAAACCGACCGAACACAAGAGCCACCUGUCCCAGGCUCACCUGCUAGCCGGGGCGGUGAAAAGACGCAGCUCCUCACAGUCGUCAGACAGCUCCAAGAAACAGAAGCAGGAGGGGACCGAGGUGAUCGUUAACCGAACAGAGCAGGAGGCGAGUGAAGGCGAGAGCAGGCGCCCCGUCUCUGCGGGCGCCGCCCGGCCGGGCGUGGUCCACCUGCCGUCGGCCGCCGUCUGCGUGGGCAUACUGCCGGGGCUGGGAGCCUACUCCGGCAGCAGCGACUCCGAAUCCAGCAGCGACAGCGAAGUUUAACCCUCAGCAGCCCAGCCUCCAGCACGCAGUGCCCCGCCCCCUCCUUCUGCUCAGCCAAUGAGCGAAGGGAAGACAUGGGAGCGGAGGACCAAAGGAUGACACCUCCCCCCUUCACAGAAAGACCUCGUCUUGCGCAGCACCAGAUGAUGCUGCGCAAGAAAUUGCUGCAAAAUGUUCUCUACUUUGGUUUUAUUUUUAUUUUGUUGGUGUUUUUGUUCAAACUGGGGGAAGAGAGUGUUUUGUUAGGCGAAUUUUAUCUUCUUUCUUCAAGAGUGUUCUCUCUGUGUGUGUGUGAUGUGGAAAUUUUAUGCAAGUCAAGUUUGUGGUGGGGGGAGCUGAAUAAAAGGAACAGUUUUCAGAGUGGC
Molecule: messenger RNA, 2357 nt
Organism: Anguilla anguilla (European eel)
Lineage: Eukaryota; Metazoa; Chordata; Actinopteri; Anguilliformes; Anguillidae
Gene: psme3ip1
Product: proteasome activator subunit 3 interacting protein 1
Exons: 9
Coding region: 1279-1992 (237 amino acids)
Cellular component (GO): nucleus
Source: RefSeq, a predicted model, not a curated record